GGAGGAUUCGUGAUGUUCUAGAUACUCAGUUUGGAGAUCAACAUUCGCUCGCUUUACUCAAUCGUUUUCCAUAGUUCAGACAAUAUGAGUACUUUCACUUUGCUUGCCUUGACGGCUGCUGCUUCAGCGGCUGUUUUGGAGCUGCCAGUUCAUAUCCAAAAUACAUAUUCCUCAGUAGAAUUUGAAGUUGGUACUCCAGCAAAACCAUACAGAUUCCUGUUCGAUACCGGAUCCACCACUUCCUGGGUCAAUGGUCGUAAUUGUACAGACACUUCAUGUCCUAACAUUAGCGGAUUCGUCCGAACUCAAUAUAAUGAGUUGAAUUCGUCUACAUCUGUCGAUUUAGACCAGUAUGCCAGCAUUCCAUAUAUUGACGGUGAUGUUCUCGCCGGCAAUGUAUUCUCUGAUGUAUUUUCCGAUGAAAAAGGAACGUUGAGCUGGAACCAAACUUUCAUGGCUGCAGAUGAUAGUAGCUGGCGUUUCAUCACCGCCGAUGGAUUCCUAGGCUUGGGUUUCUCCUCGAUUGCGGAGAACAAGACCAGCUCGCUUGUAGAGACCCUUCUUUGGGAGGACAAACUUGACGAAACUCGUUUUGCUCUUUUCUAUGGAACGAACCUCAACAACACCGGUGUCCAGGAUGGUGUUUUGACUAUUGGUGGAAGUCAUGAAGAUGUUUAUGUCGAUGGAGAAGUAGUAUACAUGCCUCUCCGCGUGGAGAGCCCAUAUGAGCUCUGGCGCGCACCACUCCGCUCCGUCAACGUUCUUGCCGCUCACGAGAAUUCAACCGUAACCGUGCAUAACGGUAAACUUCCAUCUACAGACGCACCAGCAAAUACCUGGCCUAAAGCAAACACCACCUGGCCCAUGUACGGCGCAGGGACUGCCGUCUUCGACACCGGCGCCGGACGCAUCUCGCUUCCCUCGUCCAUGAUCGGCGCCUUUUAUUUCAAUCUCGGUUGGAAUAUCACAAAGUUGAUGAAUGGGGAAGAAAGAAUGCAGUGUGAACAUUUAAAUAGCACAUGGGCUGUUUCCCUCACAUUCGGAGAGAGUAAUGAUGAGAGUAACGAUGUGACAUUUUCAGUCAGGGGCGAUGAGUUUUUGACUCCCGGUGAACAGUGCAUGCCACCUGUUGACGACAGUGGUUCAAGCAGCUUUUCUCUCCUCGGUGCUGAUUUCUUGAGAAGACACUACUCUGUCUUUGAUUUUGGUGGAAGCAGAGUGGAAGACUACCAGCCUAAAAUCGGGUUCGGAAAACUUAAGGAAGAGUAUGAUUAUCUCAAGUAGUAUAUAUCGCCAUGUGUAAUUUGUCAGAAGAUGGUAAUUAGUUGACGUUAGCAAAUCUAUACAUAUAUCUUUUGUAAUGGAAUCACAAAUAAUAUGAAUUAUUCA
Molecule: messenger RNA, 1389 nt
Organism: Botrytis cinerea B05.10
Lineage: Eukaryota; Fungi; Ascomycota; Leotiomycetes; Helotiales; Sclerotiniaceae
Gene: Bcap14
Product: Bcap14
Exons: 2
Coding region: 85-1284 (399 amino acids)
Biological process (GO): proteolysis
Cellular component (GO): fungal-type vacuole
Molecular function (GO): aspartic-type endopeptidase activity
Source: RefSeq, a predicted model, not a curated record